AUGGCUGAGAAACAGGGCUUAUCUGAAAAGGACAAGAUGCUCCGGGGUGAGCUGUACCAUGCUUUCACCCCGGAUCUAGAGGCGGAGAGGGCGCGAUGUAAAAGCGCUUGUGAUAGAUUCAACAAUGCCGGCGAUGUAUCUCGACGACGACGGGUGCAGCUUUGGAGAGACAUCGUCCAAGAUGAACGCCCCAUGCCACCUCCGGCGGGAGAUCCUGUAGCUGACGCUCGGCUCUUCGAAGAUGAUCCUUGGGUCGAGGCUCCCAUUCGGACAGAUUAUGGGUACAACGUGAAGCUUGGAAAGGGUGUUUUUGUCAACUUCAAUUGCGUGAUAAUCGACACCUGCCCGAUAACAAUUGGGGCUAGAACGCUGUUAGGGCCCUGUGUAAACCUCUAUAGUGGAACUCACCCCCUGGACCCGGCACUCAGGAAUGGAACGAAAGGGCCAGAGCUAGGAAGUGAAAUCCAUAUCGGGGAAGAUUGCUGGAUCGGAGGUAAUGUGGUCAUUUUGCCCGGAGUCACCAUUGGAAAAGGGGUCACAGUUGGGGCUGGCAGUGUUGUUACUAAGGACAUCCCGCCCUUUCAUGUUGCAGCUGGAAAUCCUGCAAGAAUUCUCCGCCGUAUAGAAACCGCGAUGGCGGACGCCCAAGAAUAG
Molecule: messenger RNA, 654 nt
Organism: Coccidioides posadasii C735 delta SOWgp
Lineage: Eukaryota; Fungi; Ascomycota; Eurotiomycetes; Onygenales; Onygenaceae
Molecular function (GO): acetyltransferase activity
Source: RefSeq, a predicted model, not a curated record